AUGAACACGAUAGCGAAACGAGUUACGGGGUUAGUGACUCGGGCGAGUCAGUACCAGUUGCAGCAGGAGCGAGGGAUUAGAGUGAAGGUGAUCUCCGGGGAUCUGGACAAGGCGCUGACGGUUUUGCAGAGGAAGAUGCAAUCGAGCGGAAUGGAGCGGCUGAUAAAAGCGACGCAGACUCACCACAUUAAGAACUCGGAGAAGAAGGUUCUCGCUAGGAAGAAUCUCGAACGAAGGAUCAAAUCCAUUGACUUUGCUCGCAAACUCCAGUCGAUCCUCAUCAAGAAAGUCAGAGGUUUAUGA
Microthlaspi erraticum is the source of this 303-nucleotide messenger RNA. The record is from the annotation of a GenBank genome assembly. NCBI's taxonomy places the organism in Eukaryota, Viridiplantae, Streptophyta, Magnoliopsida, Brassicales, Brassicaceae.